Pediculus humanus corporis (human body louse) is the source of this 1689-nucleotide messenger RNA. Its product is annotated as asparagine synthetase, putative. The transcript has 10 exons. Gene Ontology annotation, cellular component: cytosol. Gene Ontology annotation, molecular function: asparagine synthase (glutamine-hydrolyzing) activity. The coding region runs from base 1 to 1689 and encodes 562 amino acids. Lineage: Eukaryota; Metazoa; Arthropoda; Insecta; Psocodea; Pediculidae. The record is from RefSeq and is a predicted model, not a curated record.
AUGUGUGGGAUUUGGCUUUUGUGCGGUUUGCAUUCAUAUGAAUCUUUACAUAGAAAUGAUUGUUUUACAAAAAUAUCACACAGAGGUCCAGAUGCCUGGAGAUUGGAAAUGGAUUCCAGAAUGAAUAAUAUAAUAUUGGGAUUUCAUAGAUUAUCGAUUGUCGAUGGACUUCACGGUAUGCAACCUAUGCAAAUUCACAAAUAUCCAUUUUUAACAUUGAUGUGUAAUGGAGAAAUUUAUAAUAAUAAAAAAAUCGGUGAAGAUUUUGGUUUCGAAUAUGAAACAAAAUGCGAUGUUGAAUGUAUAAUACAUUUAUAUGCAAAUGGAGGAAUUGAAAAUGUUGUUAAAAAUCUUGAUGGUGUCUUUUCUUUCAUAUUGAUAGAUGCUAAGGAAAAAAUGAUUCACAUUGCUCGUGAUCCAUAUGGAGUCAGACCUUGUUUCAUGCUUAAAACAAAUAUGGGAAUUUUUGGAGUUUGUAGCGAAGCAAAAGGACUUAUUUCUCUGGAGCCUGAGUUAAAAGGUGCAAAAUGGGAAAUUAAUCCAUUUCCUCCUGGUUGUUUCGAAUCAUAUGAUGUUGAUGAUGAGGGGAGGUUGACGAUAAAAUUACACAAACGUUAUUACGAAAUAGGAAUCAGCAAACCUGGAUUCAACACAUUUGUCCCAUUACAAGAUUUGGAUGCAAAAAGCAUGAAAGAAAAUAUUUGUCAUCUUUUAACGGCUGCAGUGGAAAAAAGAUUAAUGUCGGAUAGAAGAAUAGGUUGCAUGUUGUCAGGUGGUCUUGAUUCGAGUUUGGUAGCAGCCCUUUUGGUAAAAGCAGCUAAAAAACAUAAUAUUCCAUACAAAAUUCAGUCGUUUUCCAUCGGUAUGGGAAAUUCUCCGGAUAUUUUAGCAGCGAGACAAGUAGCAAAACAUAUAGGAACCGAACAUCACGAAGUUAUUUUCACGGAAGAAGACGUAUCGAAAGUUUUGGAUAAAGUUAUACACACGUUGGAAACUCCAGACAUAACGACGAUACGAGCGUCAGUCGGUAUGUACAUAUUAUCAAAAUACAUAAAAGAAAAAACGGAUUCGACGGUUAUUUUCAGCGGAGAAGGAGCAGACGAAAUAGCUCAGGGAUACAUUUAUUUCCGUGACGCUCCAGAUUCCAUUUCCGGUCACGAAGAAAGCAUAAGAUUACUUAAAGACAUUUAUUUAUUCGAUGGUCUUAGAGCGGAUAGAACAACGGCUGCACAUUGUUUGGAAUUACGACUUCCGUUUUUAGAUCUUCAAUUUUCUUCAUAUUAUUUGAGUCUUCCGGCAGAAGUCAGGCAGCCAUUGAACGGAGUAGAAAAACAUUUGCUGAGAAGUUGUUUUGAAAAUUUAAAUCUCAUUCCGAAUAAUAUUUUAUGGCGUCACAAAGAAGCUUUCAGCGAUGGCGUGACGUCAGUGACGAAAUCAUUAUUUCAAAUAAUACAAGAAAUAAUUGACGGAAGAAUAUCGGAUGAAGAAUAUAAUUCCUCGUCGUCGAAUUCAUAUAAUUUUUGCCCACCAAAAACAAAAGAAGCAUUUUAUUACAGGAAAACAUUUGAAAAAAAUUAUCCGGGUCAUUGUGAUAAAUUCAUGAAAUAUUAUUGGAUGCCGAAAUGGACGGAUGUUAAAGAUCCAUCGGCGAGAUUUAUUUCUCAUUACGCUCCUGAAAAUUCGGAAUAA